UUCAUCUUUCCAUUGGCAGCAGGGCACAUCUGUGGCUAUACUUCUGUACUCUGAAACUCUGAAGGAUCUCAAACAGUGAAUGAAACAGAAUCAUGGAUGGAUUAUUUCAAGCUAUGGCUAUGAAGUUCAGAAUGUUGGAGGAACUUUCCUCGAGGAAAAGUUGAAGAUUAACUGUAAUUGCUUGCAUGUUGUCUCCACCAUUCAACUCAUCUGAAUAUGGGAGCUGAUCAUGCCAGCAAGUUUGGGGGCAAGAGGACAAGGCCAAACACACCCUCUGGGAAACACCUGAGGACUCUCCGGGCCCCUAAGGGACUUUAUCUCCUCCCUAAUCCCAUCUGAUAGGGUGGUAAGCAUGGCAUUCUUUUUAUGGCUUCCCUUGUCUGGUUUGUGCUGCUUCUUUUUUCUUUUAGUAGAUGGUCAGGAGAUAGCCACUCUCACUGUAAAGUACCAAGUUUCAGAAGAAGUGCCCCAUGGAACGGUGAUAGGAAAACUGUCUAGAGAGCUGAGCUGGGAGGAGGGAAGCAGACAAGAAGGGGCUUUCCAGAUUUUGCAGCCACCUCAAGUGCUCCCUAUUCAGGUUGGCUCUAAAGAUGGCUUACUCAGCACAGAGAGAAGGCUGGACAGAGAGCAACUCUGCAGACAGAAAGACCCUUGCCUGAUAUCUUUCGAUGUGCUGGCCACAGAGGGCCUAGCUUUGAUUCACGUGGAGAUCCGGGUGCUGGACAUCAAUGAUCACCACCCCCGCUUCCCCAAAGCAGAGCAGGAGCUGGAGAUCUCUGAAAGCGCCUCUCUGCGGACCAGAAUUCCCUUGGACCGAGCCUGGGACCUUGACACGGGCCCCAAUACCCUGCACUCGUACUCGCUCUCUCCCAGUGAGCACUUUGCUCUGGAGGUGAUCCUGGGGCCUGAUGAAAGCAAACACGCAGAGCUUGUGGUGGUGAAGGAGCUGGACCGGGAGCUGCAUGCAGCCUUCAACUUGGUACUGACGGCCUUUGACAACGGGGAUCCCCCCAAGUCGGGUACCAGCUUAGUCAAGGUCAGUGUUCUGGAUUCCAACGACAACAGCCCCGUGUUUGCAGAGAGCUCAUUGGCUUUAGAAGUUGGGGAAGAUACCAUCCCGGGGACCCUUCUCCUAAACCUCACGGCAACUGACCCUGACGAGGGCCCAAAUGGGGAGGUAGAGUUUUCCCUCGGGAAGCACGUGCCACCAGAUGUGCAGAACACCUUUAGUAUUGAUGCCCAAACAGGUCAGAUCACUCUGAAUCGGCCCCUGGACUAUGAAAAAACCCCUGCCUAUGAGAUAGAUGUACAAGCCAGGGACUUGGGUCCCAACCCCAUCCCCGCUCACUGCAAAGUCCUCAUCAAGGUUCUAGAUGUCAAUGACAACUCCCCGAGCAUCCAUAUUACAUGGGCCUCUAGACCAUCUGUGAUAUCCGAAGCUCUUCCCAAGGACAGCUUCAUUGCCCUCGUGAUAGCAAAUGACCUGGAUUCUGGGGACAACGGCCUGGUUCAUUGCUCCCUCAAGCAAGGACGGGGACAUUUUCAACUAAAAAGAACCAAUGGUAAUACUUACAUGCUCCUGACCAAUGCUGUCCUAGACAGGGAGACGUGGCCUCAGUAUAACUUGACGUUGUUAGCCCAAGACCAGGGGGAACAGCCCUUAUCGGCCAAGAAACAGAUUACGAUUCAGAUCAGUGACAUCAAUGACAAUGCGCCCGUGUUUGAGGUGAGCAAGUACAAUAUCUCCAUUUGGGAGAAUAAUCUACCUUCUUCCCACCUCAUCACUGUUAAGGCUCGUGAUGCUGACCUGGAUCUCAAUGGAAAAGUCACUUACCGUCUUCAGGAAUCUUCUUUUUCCCAUCUGGUAGCUAUUGACUCUGACACCGGGGAGAUCUCAGCAUCUACUACCCUGGACUAUGAACAAAUGACGGGUUUUCAAUUUCUGGUAAUAGCAGAAGAUGGAGGUGAGCCUCGGCUUGUUUCUAGCGCCUCUGUGAAGGUGAGCCUCCUUGACAUCAAUGACAAUGCUCCCAUUGUGGUGCAGCCUGUCCUUAGUGGUGGGACAGCCUCUAUUUCUGUGUUUGUGAACUCUUCCACGGGUCACCUAAUGGUCUCUUCUGAGACCCCUGACUCCUAUAGAGCAACUGUCUCUGGCACAUCUUCCUUGGUGGCCUCUAGAUCCUGGCUGUUUCUCUUAAUGACCAUUGUGGCCAUUGAUGCAGAUUCUGGGGACAAUGGAAAUCUUCUCUAUGCCAUUCAGAGUGGCAAUGAGGCUCGCCUCUUCUUCCUUGAUCCUCACGUGGGCCAGCUGUACAUCAAUGCUACAAAUGCCAGCAGCCUCAUUGGCACUGAAUGGGAACUGAUGAUUGUUGUCACUGAUCUUGGAAAUCCCCCCUUGGAGACCAGAGCUAUGGUGAAAGUGACUUUCACCAACAGCCUUGAUCAUCUGAAGAACCUGGCUCAGGAAUCUAGCCCCUUGAGCACCUCAGUAGUGACUGUGAUUUGCUUGGCUGUAUUGUUGGCCAUCUUCUUGUUGAUUCUUGUUCUGAUUGUGUCCAUCUGCAGAACUGACCGUAAGGAUAACAGAGCCUAUAACUGCAGGGAAGCAGAGUCAACCUACCGACACCAACCCAAGAGGCCCCAGAAACAAAUCCAGAAAACUGACAUUCACCUAGUGCCAGUGCUCAGGGGCCAAGUGGAGGAGCUAAGUGAAGCUGAGCUACCCCACAAGGAAGCAGGAAAGGAAAAGGUUCCAGAAACAGACUGGGACUCUCCAUUGCAGGCUCCAUAUUUAACCCCAACAUUGUAUAGGACACUUCGGAACCAAGGGAACCAGGGAACUUCUCCUGAGGAAAGAGAGGUGUUACAGGAUACCUACAAUCUCCUUUUCCACCAUCCCAGGCAGAGAAAUGCCUCUCGAGAAAAUCUGAGCCUUCCAGAUCCCCAACCAACAUGCCAGCCUCACCUCAAGGCCUCAAAAAAUAUGGGAAGUCCCCAGAUAAGGCCAUCCCAAGAGCAGAGGAGUGAUCCAGCAGUACUAGACCUUCUGGCCUCUACUACAACUCUUAGGAGGCAGCGAAACCUGAAUGGCAAAGAGGACCCAGACAAAGAGCAUCACCCCCACCAGAUCCUGCGCAGUCUGGUUCGACUGUCUGUGGCUGCCUUCACAGAACGCAACCCCAUGGAGGAGCUCACCAUUGACUCUCCUCCAGUUCAGCAAAUCUCCCAGCUGCUGUCCUUGCUGCACCAGGGCCAAUUUCAACCCAAACCAAACCACAGAGGAAACAAAUACUCAGCCAAGACCGGUAGUGUCAGAAAUGCAGGAUUGGAGACAGACUGGCAAAGUACCAGGGAGGGUGACCAUGGGGAACACGAAGCUGAAGAAGGGAAUUCGGACAACGAGCUGGUGAAACAACUCUUGGAAGAAGAAUUAGAGAGCUUGUUCGAUCCUCAGACAGGUCUGGCGCUUGAUCGGCUGAAUGUCCCAGAUCCAGCUUGGAUGGCGAGGCUGUCCCUGCCUCUUAACACCAACUACAGAGACAAUGUCUUCUCCCCAGACUCCCCAGCCUCUAACCAGGGUCGAGAAGUCACUGCCAUGGAGGAACCAAGAACCUUCCAGACAUUUGGUAAAUCAGCUGGGUCUGAGAUAAACUCGAUGGGGACCCAGCUGGCCAGCACCUUCCUCUCAGAGAUGAGCUCCCUGUUUGAGAUGCUGCUAUCCCAGAACAGCAACGCCCCUGUAGCCCCCUCUGAAGUGCUGCAGCGCCUCUCAGCCUGCGGCAAGACUCUGGGGUUGGACCUUGCUGGGAGUGGGGCCCUGGGCUCCGAAGCCAUAGGUACAAGCGGGAAGAAAGGACCCAAGAGCAGGACUGACAGCAGCACUAGCAGCAGGGGUCUGUGAAGACAGUCCUUCUGUCUUAGGAGAACCCUAAGCCAUGCGCCCCAGAGAUUGAGGAGCCUGGGAGUGUUGCCUGUUCUGUACACACCUUAAGGCCUGUCGGGUUUGGUGCUGGGGGAUGAGCCAGAGGCCUACGUCCCAUGGGUAGGGCCUUGAAAUCUCUGACCUCACCAUGAGGAAACCUAACCUGAGGUAGACAGAAAACUCCUGACUGAUUCUACAUCCAAAAAUUGCUCCAAGGAAAGACACCUCGCUCAUCCCCAGGAUGGCCAAAAGCGGACCAAAGCAAACUUCUUUAAAUGACUCAACCUACUGAAGGACUUGGCUGAAGAAUGGGUGCUAGACUAAAGUAGAGACUGGGUGUUUGCUAGUAAAAUACACACAGAAGGUAAAGAAACAUUUCCUCGGGGGCAGCUAAAACUAGAACUGGACUGAGAGCUAAAACUAGAAAUGAGAAGUCUUAAGUUCAAAUUUGACCUCAGAGUCUUCCUAGCUGUGUGACCCUGGGCAAGUCACUUAACCACCAUUGCCUAGCUUUUCCCAUUCUUCUGCCUUGGAACCAUUACACAGUAUUAAUUCUAAGACAGAAAGUAAGGGUUAAAAAAAAGAAAGAAAAACAUUUCCUAGAAGAAGUGCUUAAGAAAUAUGACAAGCAAGUAUGUGUGAAUGAACAUUCUCAUGAAAAACACUACCUGAGUUUCCUCUCAUUUGAUAAAGACUGAGCCACCCUUGCACGUUCUUCAAUCAGUGUUAAUUGGCUCAUUGAUAAGGUAGCAUAAAUCUUCUAGUUGUCACCUCUUCUCAAUAAUGAAAAGUGGAGGAAGGAAGAAUAACACAGUGUUCACUUUGCCCAUCUCCUCCAAUAAACCUUUGGCCAAUUUGGUUAAAGUCAGUUUUAGGGAGUAAAUGAAGAGGCUCCUUUGACUUCACCCCAAAGUGACAUGUAUGUUAAGUACACACACUUAUACCGUCUAUGCAUUUCACCAGAGCCUGACAUUCUAAUCAGCUGCCACUAAAGAUCCCUUCUCUAGAAAUGUCUUCUGGCUUUGGCCUAUUGGUCCUCUUUGAUGUGGUUUUAAAGGGGUAAUAGUGAUGUCUAUGUAUAACAGGACACCUGAGAUUAAACUCUUCUCACUUUGGGAGAUGAGAAAUGGCCAAUAAUUUGGGCCAUUGCCAGCGGUGAACUUGCCUGAGCUUCACUCUGGAGACCUAUUAAAAAUAAAAUACUUCCAAAGCAA
Messenger RNA from Monodelphis domestica (gray short-tailed opossum), 5136 nucleotides. RefSeq names its product protocadherin 12 (gene PCDH12). The record is from RefSeq and is a predicted model, not a curated record. Gene Ontology annotation, biological process: homophilic cell-cell adhesion. Gene Ontology annotation, molecular function: calcium ion binding. NCBI's taxonomy places the organism in Eukaryota, Metazoa, Chordata, Mammalia, Didelphimorphia, Didelphidae. Gene Ontology annotation, cellular component: plasma membrane.